UCGGUAAUAAUCAUCGUUCGUAUGUAUAUGAUGGUGUUGAAAACACUUGUAUAAAUAAUCGACGAUGCUCGAAGAAUUUGGUUUGUAGUUCGCGUCACACCUCGCUUGUGCGAAACGGACUGACUCGCGUGACUAGUCUACGGGGACGCACACUCAGCAUACCUCUGUACGCUAGUUUGGGCUGCUAUUUUGAAAAUAUUUCCAAGCCAAAAAAAACAUGUAUCCCUUUACCACUGGCGUAAGCGCUGUCGUUUUGUUGUUCCAAGUGAUACAGUUAACGCGAUCGCAGCAGUUGUACGAGAGACCGAGGCCUUUGCAAGGUGCUUACAACGGACCCUACGAGGAGAUUUGCUCAAGCCAAAUUUAUUGUCAUGGUGAGCUUUUGGACGACGUGCAAUCAGCGAGAUUGUAUCCAGAUUCUAAGACGUUUGUAGACAUGACAAUGUUACGUGAUGAGGAGGACAUCGUAAACGAUUACAAAGAAUUAAAAAAAUCGUACGGUGGAGUGCCCGACAACCAAACUCUACUGGCGUUUGUAAAUGAAAACUUUAAAACAGAAGAACUUCAAAAGUGGCUUCCCCCAGAUUUAGUUGAUUAUCCUGCUAUCGUGGAGUACAUACGGGAUCCCGCUUACAGACAACUGGCGGUGGAUGUCAACCAAAUAUGGAAGCUUUUGGCGAGAAAGAUACCCGAUGACGUCAGAGAGUCUCCGAAACGUCAUUCGCAUAUAUACGUGCCAAACGGCUUCUUUGUGGCUGGCGGUAGAUUCAGCGAGUUGUACUGCUGGGACACUUACUGGAUAAUAAGAGGAGCUCUACUAUGCGGAAUGAAAGAUACUGUAAAGGGCAUUCUCGAAAACAUGUUACAUUUGGUGAAAACCUAUGGAUAUAUGCUUAACGGUAAUCGAGUUUAUUACUUAAAAAGGUCACAACCGCCCUUACUCAUAAAAAUGGUAUACGUCUAUUGGGUCUUUAGCAGAGACAUCAAAUUUAUCUACGAUCACAUUGAGACUCUAGAAACCGAAUUUAAUUUUUGGAUGAGCAAGAGAACAAUCAUUGUAGAAAAAGCCGGUAAAAGGUACAAAAUGGCACGCUACAAUACUGCUACUAAAGGACCGCGACCAGAAUCUUACUACGAAGACAAAGCCUUAGCCAAAUCUUUGCCCGAUGCCGAUAAAGAUGAGCUGUACACCAGAUUCAAAUCAGCCGCAGAAUCCGGAUGGGAUUUUUCAAGCAAACAUUUCAACAAUUAUGGACAGAAUACAGGGACCCUCAUGAAUACGGAUCCUCAAAAUUUCAUCUAUGUGGAACUAAACUCAAUACUUCAAGGUAACGCACGAAUUUUAUCUGAAUUGUUUUUACUAACUAAAAACUAUGCCAAAGCAGUAAAAUACGCAGCACUCGCUCAACGGUUUCAAAUCGGAAUAGAUGCUCUUUUAUGGAACGAAGCGGCAGGUAUUUGGAUGGACUACGAUAUAUCGACACAAACGCAUCGCAAUUACUUUUAUCCGUCUAAUCUGACACCACUCUGGACCGGUAGCUACAACAAAAGGCUGACCAGGGAAUACGGAGAACUAGCCGUAAACUACCUAUUGAAGAACAAGAUUAUUAACGAAAAUCUCGAACCAAACUAUCUAGGAGUGCCGACUUCAUUGCUCGACACUCAUCAACAGUGGGAUUAUCCCAACUGCUGGCCAGCGUUGGAAGCAAUAGUCAUAUUUGGUCUGGAUAUGACUGAUAGCCCGAGAGCGAAAGAAGUGGCGUACAAUUUAGCUAGUUCGUGGGUGUACACAAACUAUGUUGGCUUCAAAAAGACCGGUUAUAUGUUUGAGAAAUACAAUGCAAUUUACUUGGGCGAAAGUGGCUACGGAGGAGAAUACGUAGCGCAAACGGGAUUCGGUUGGACAAACGGAUUGCUGUUCGAAUUGCUGUACAAAUGGGGACAUAAACUCAAGUCGGAAUAGAAUUAUAAUAAGGAGAAGCAAAACAAUAUGAUAAAAACGAAAAUUUCUUUAACAUUGUUAAAAGUAUUUCAUCGUUAUAAUUGUUUACUCGUUUUGGAAAAUUAAAAUCUGUAUAUAAAAUUGUUUACUUCUUUUGGAAAAUAAAAAUCUAUUAUAUUUGA
Messenger RNA from Adelges cooleyi (spruce gall adelgid), 2124 nucleotides. Its product is annotated as trehalase-like. Bases 218 to 1963 code for a protein of 581 amino acids. NCBI's taxonomy places the organism in Eukaryota, Metazoa, Arthropoda, Insecta, Hemiptera, Adelgidae. The record is from RefSeq and is a predicted model, not a curated record. Gene Ontology annotation, molecular function: alpha,alpha-trehalase activity. The transcript has 10 exons. Gene Ontology annotation, biological process: trehalose catabolic process.